AUGGCUACUGCAUCAAAUUUUGACGAUCUUCUUCAAUGUCCCAUAUGUUUGGAUAUAUUACAUGAUCCAAAAGUUCUCGAUUGUCAACAUACAUUUUGUGCUAAUUGUUUAAAAGUACAUCAUGAAUCAUCGUCACGUCGAUUAGGGUCUUCAAAUAGUAUUGUUUGUCCAACAUGUCGUGUACCAUCAAAUUUAAUACAUAAUUCAAUUGAUAGUCUUCCGGGAAAUUAUAUUGUACGUGAUAUAAUCGAACGACAAUAUGGUACUAUAACACCUGAUCGUCCACCUGGUUAUGCACAACAAAUUCAAGAUCGUAUACAACGAAUGAAAAAAGAAGAUACUGAAUCUGAUUUUGCACGAUAUUUAAAACCAGCAGCUGCUGCUCUACUUGGUGUCCUUGGUGGUUUACUUUUAGCUAAAGGUGUAAAAAAAAUGUGUGACAAAGAUGAAAAAUAA
Messenger RNA from Rotaria sordida, 456 nucleotides. The record is from the annotation of a GenBank genome assembly. NCBI's taxonomy places the organism in Eukaryota, Metazoa, Rotifera, Eurotatoria, Philodinida, Philodinidae.